AUGGAUUCAAGUCUUGCAAAUAAAGGAAAGGAUCAAAUGCAAAGGCCUCGUUGUGCUGAAGAAAAGAAGGAAAGCUCUUGUCUUCCUUCAGCAUCAUGCACAAUUCUGCAGAAGCAUUAUUGUGGUGGAGAAAUGAGAGAGAAGCCCCAUGAUAUUCCAUCCAGCAACACUUCUGGAUCUCAUGUACCAUCAACAGUAAGUUUAUUUGAAAUGGUGCGAGCACAAUUACAUCAGCAGACCUCCAAGAAAGAGGAUAGUUCCUCCUUUACUUCUAACACUUAUCGUGGUCUGUAUCCUCAAGCUUUAAAAGAUUUUGAGCUUGCUCUUCUACUUCAAGACUCUGCUGAAAUGUUCUCCAAGAGACACUAUGAUCAUGCAACGGAGUUAUUAAGAUUGUGUAACUUGUCUGCUUCUCCUUCAGGUACUCCUGUUCAAAGAGUUGUGUAUUACUUCUGUGAAGCUCUUCGAGAGAGAAUUGAUAAGGAGAAGGGAACAUUAUCACUUAAUAGACCUGAAGGUUGGGAAGAGAAACCAUUUGAUUUGGACAAGGUUCUGCAGAAUCCAAAGCCUUUUGCAGUUGUAUGCUAUCAAUCAUCACCUUUCUUCCAAGUGCCGCAAUUUGCUGGAAUUCAAGCCAUCAUAGAUAAUGUCAAGUCAGCAAAGAGAGUUCAUUUGAUCGAUUUCGGAGUCAAAAUUGGUUCACACUGGGCAGUCCUCAUGCAAGCUCUUGAUAAUGUAGGUGACUGUCCACUUGAGCUUCUAAAGAUAACCGCUGUUGCAACAUCAAAACAGAUGGUUGAAGAAAUAGGACAGAGAUUGUCAUCUUUUGCUGCUGAAAACAUCAAGUUUCCCUUCUCCUUCAAGGCAGUAGUGUCGGAAAUGAAGGACCUCAGUAAAGAUCUUUUUGAGUUAGAUACUAAUGAAGUUGUGGCAGUUUACUCAGAGUAUAGUCUUGGGGGCAUGUUAGCAUGGCCCAAUCACCUGGAAUCUGUUCUAAGAUUAAUUAAAAGCCUUAAUCCUUGUGUAAUGGUUGUCAUUGACUCUGAGGCAAACACUAACGCGCCAAUUUUUAUGGACCGUUUUAAUGAAGCACUAUUUCUGUAUGGUGCAUUCUUUGACUACUUGGAUGUUUGCAUGGAACGAGACAAUCAUUACCGAAUGACAUUUGAAGGACUUAUUUUGAGGAAUAUCAUUCAAAAUAUAAUCACUUGUGAAGGAAAUGAGAGGACUUUUCGCAAUGUAAGACUUGAAGUAUGGAGAGAUCUGUUUGAAAAGUUUGGUAUCAAAGAAACAGAAUUGGGCGAAUCAUCCUUGUACCAGGCAAAUCUAAUGGCCGAUAGGUGUGGUCAUGGUUUUUCUACUCUGGAUAUGAAUGGAAAGGGCCUUCUAAUUAAAUGGAAGGGAAGUCCAAUAAUAUUUGCUUCAGCCUGGAAGUUUUCACCAUGA
This is a messenger RNA of Solanum stenotomum, 1446 nucleotides long. RefSeq names its product GRAS family protein RAM1-like. The record is from RefSeq and is a predicted model, not a curated record. Gene Ontology annotation, cellular component: nucleus. Gene Ontology annotation, biological process: regulation of DNA-templated transcription. The transcript has a single exon. Gene Ontology annotation, molecular function: sequence-specific DNA binding; DNA-binding transcription factor activity. The coding region runs from base 1 to 1446 and encodes 481 amino acids. NCBI's taxonomy places the organism in Eukaryota, Viridiplantae, Streptophyta, Magnoliopsida, Solanales, Solanaceae.